GAUGCUUUUAACAAUUUUAAACCUCAAAACAUUUCUAUUGAAGGUUUAUUAGAUCCAGAUACUUCAAUUGACUAUUUACCACAUUUUGGCCUUUCUUUUGAGGGAAAAUUUAGUGAUCGAACUAAAUCAUCAAUUUAUGAAAAUUUGCAGUCUUG
This is a messenger RNA of Racocetra persica, 155 nucleotides long. The record is from the annotation of a GenBank genome assembly. NCBI's taxonomy places the organism in Eukaryota, Fungi, Glomeromycota, Glomeromycetes, Diversisporales, Gigasporaceae.